This is a messenger RNA of Staurois parvus, 837 nucleotides long. The record is from the annotation of a GenBank genome assembly. Lineage: Eukaryota; Metazoa; Chordata; Amphibia; Anura; Ranidae.
AUGAAACAAGACACAACCAGAGGUGCCACCUACGCAGUGGACUGUGAGGACUAUGUGCAUGUGGUGGAGUUUAAUCCCUUUGACUCUGGAAGUCCAGGUUCACUGAUUGCCUAUGGUGGAAACGAUUAUGUAGCUAUUGCUUCUUGUAGAUUUCAGGAAGAAGAUACCUCUGUAAAUGGUAUAGAGUUUAAGAUUCUCAAAACAUUUCACCAUGAAGUAAGAGUGGAUGCUAUAGCCUGGAGUCCAGAAACUAGAUCUGAUACCUUGACUCCCAUUUUAAGAUUUUGCACAGCUGCUGGAGAUAAAACCUUAAGAGUAUUCACGUCUGACUUUCAUGAACAGAAUAAGUGCCAGCUCAUAGAUGGUCACUCCAGCUACAUCAAUGAUGUAGUUUUCUGUUCUUGUGAAGGAAAUGAUAUUGCAAGUGUCAGUGAUGACCACACAUGCAGAAUUUGGGAUUUAGGAGGAAAUCAGAUUGCAAUGUUUAUGCUACGAUCUCCUGGGAUGAGUGUAGCUUGGCAUCCAGAAGAAGCAUUUAAGCUAAUGAUAGCAGAGAAGACUGGCACCAUACGUUUCUAUGAUUUGACUACACAUCAGGCCAUUCUGUCCCUUGAGUCUAUGCAAGUGCCUUUGAUGUCUGCAGACUGGUGCUUGAAGAACACAUUCAGAGUUGGAGCUGUUGCUGGAAACGACUGGUUCAUUUGGGAGAUGCCACGUUCAAGGUUGAUGCUUAUUUUAUUACUGAUUUGUUUGAUGUGUGUUUUUUUUUUUUUUUUUUUGUUUUUUUGGUUUUUUAAUUCCUUAUUUAUUGGUAUGCAACAAGAAACAAUAGCAUAA